AUAAUAACUAUAACCGUAAACAAUAUAUUUUGUGAAUAUAUUCCUGAAUAUAAAAAUCGGCCGAAAUUUAGAAACGUACUGUACAUGACAGACAGAUUUUACGCAAGUGCGUCAUUAGUAACAUGUUGACCACAAAAGAUCCAAGAAUUGCCUCAACAUGACCUGAGAAAAUAUCUGGACAACAGAAAUCAGAAGGGGAUCAGAAUGUCCUCACCAAGGUUCUACUCGUGUGUCCUAUGUUCGUCUAGACCAAAGGUCCGAGAUAGACGACCACUUACUGGAUCCAAAAAUAAAGGACUUCGGAAAUUUCUCCAACAACGUUUCCUAAUAGAAUCCUCCAAGAUAUUUUCUACUGGGAGUGUCAUCUGUAAUAAAUGUCGACUCCGCUGUUCCCGAGAAAUCCAUGCAGCUGCUGGGGAUUCACAAAAGGACUUUGCUAAACAGAACCGUAUUCCGGACACAGAUCUAGACACAGAGUACAUACCAUCCACCAAGAAAGCUAAGAAAAUACCAAAGUCACCUCCAAGCAUCACACUCCCAAUACCUUCAGUGGAAGGGAGUCAUUCUCAGUGUGCUGUUUGCAAGCGUCGUGGUCCAAAGCUAGUCGUCGUACCUAAAAAUGCUAGAUAUAACCUGUUUUUGGAAAAACUUAUUGUAUUGCCCAUUGGAGCUAGAUGUUGCCCAGGUCAUCUAUCCGAAAAUCUUUUCCACGCUCAUGCAGCAGAACAGAUUUCCCAGUCUCGAACCACAUCUGAUUUUAAUCGCUCAGAUCUAAUGGAACUUAUAACAGAGAUUCGAGAAAUUGCUGUAAGGGGAAGUGAAAAACGCAUCGAUUUUGACAGUGUAAAGUCUUUAUCAGAUUCAGACAUCUUAACUUUGACUGGGAUAACAAAAAAGAACUUAGAUGAACUUUGUUCAGAAGUUGGAGGAAGUCUGAGAGAUUCGAGUACACGCAGUGUCCGCACGUGUAUUGGCAUAUUUCUCACUAAACUAAAGACAGGAAUGCCAAAUAAAAUUCUCUGCACAUUAUUCAAUUUAGGCAGAGACUCAAUCCGUCGUGCCAUUGCAUCAGCGCGGAAAUAUCUUUCACAACAUUUUGUGCCAUCACAUCUGGGUUUUGGGCAUAUAAGCAGAGAAGAUAUUAUAUCAUCGCAUACAAGACCAAUAGCGCAAUCAUUAUUUGGAGAAGGCAAGUUUCCAGCCAUAUUAGUAGCCGACGGAACUUACAUCUACAUACAGAAGAGUUUACAGUUCAAAUUCCAGCGCAAAUGCUACAGUUUACAUAAACACCGUCCACUGGUAAAACCAAUGGUUUUUGUUUCUACGACUGGAUAUAUCCUUAGUAUGAUUGGCCCCUACUUCAGUGAUGGCAAAAAUAGUGAUGCUCAAAUUAUGAAACACAUAAUUGGAAACGAUAUUGAAGAUUUUAAACAGUGGAUUUAUGAAGAUGAUGUCCUUAUCGUUGAUCGAGGUUUUAGAGACUCUGUUGAAUUAUUGGAUGAACUUGGUGUAAGAACCGAAAUGCCGUCAUUUAUCCAGAGAGGUGAAUCUCAAUUGCCAGUGGAAGAGAGCAACACUACAAGACUCGUCACGAAAAUUCGAUGGAUCGUCGAGUCUGUAAAUGGCCGCAUAAAACAAUGGAAAUAUCUUGACCGGGUUCUUCCAAACAGUCAGAUACCAUAUAUUGCUGAUUACGUAAAAAUCGUUUGUGCCUUGAUGAAUAAGUACUGGCCAGAAAUUAACACAAAGGACUCUGAAAAGGAAGAUCAACUGGGAUAUAAAAUGCUAUAUCUCUCCAAACAGCAAAAUGUCCUUCAUGAGAGAAUCAAGUCUGAGGGUCUAGACAAACGAUCAUGCAAAUGGGAAAAAAAUCACUGCCUCUUCUGUGCCUGACUUUCCGAAAUUAAGUGAAGAGGAUAUUCGAAAUCUAACAGUUGGUGUGUACCAGUUAAAGCUUGCACCCUGCUACACAAGAGAGCACUUGGACAGUGACGGAAGUUUUGACGUUCUGGUAUGCAACCACGAACCAGACCUACUUUGCGCCAAAA
Messenger RNA from Saccostrea cuccullata (small rock oyster), 2048 nucleotides. RefSeq lists its product as uncharacterized. The transcript is spliced from 2 exons. The record is from RefSeq and is a predicted model, not a curated record. The coding region runs from base 205 to 1893 and encodes 562 amino acids. Lineage: Eukaryota; Metazoa; Mollusca; Bivalvia; Ostreida; Ostreidae.